AUGGAUCGAUUUCAGUUUGGCGGUUCAGACGAGAGUGUCUCCGACUUCGACGAGGACCCUUCUGGUCUGCCUUUCCCCGAGCCGCUGUCUCGAACGUCCUUUUUGGCCCCUGAUUUCGACCCGGCCGUCUUUCUCUCGUCCUUGAGGAAUCGGCAUCAAAGUCUCGAAGACCUCCGCCAGGAGCUCCGCAACCUGGAGCAAGUCUUGAACAAGGAGCUUCUGGACCUGGUCAAUGAGAAUUACCAGGACUUCUUGUCACUCGGUACGGCAUUACGCGGCGGGGAGGAAAAGAUUGAGAGUGUUAAAGUCGGUUUGCUCUCCUUUCAACGAGAUGCACAGGGUUUGCGAGAUAAAGUCGACGCGCGUCGCCAGGAAAUCGAGGGUCUGUUGAAUGAGAAAAGGCUCCUUCGGGGACAGGCAGACAUCGGCAAGGACCUCUUGGACUACGCCGACCGCGUUGAAGAAUUAGAGCAUCGACUCAUGAUCGCCGAAAAGGCCACCCCGGAUGAGACGGGUUCCGCAGAUGAGGAUUCAGUGUCGGAUUCUGACCCAGACCUAUAUGGUAGCGACAGCGACGAUAGCGAUGCGGAGAACGUGGCAGAAGGCGCUGCGCCCGUGUCAUUAAAACGCCUCGAACGACAUGUGCAGGCGUACGUCUUUCUGGCCGCGAUUGCCAAACGGGUGGGCCAACACCAUGCAUUUCUAGUUGCGCAGCAACCGCGAGUGUCCAAGAUUAGGUCCACCAUCUUGCUCGACUUGAAGACGGCAUUGGAACGGGCUGGUCCCGCGGGGGAGACGCGAGAUGCGCGAACCAUGGCAGUUCUACGAUUGUAUGACUUGAUGGGCGAGGAUCUAAGCGCCAUCGCCGCACUCAAAAAUCUCAAGAUUUAG
Molecule: messenger RNA, 891 nt
Organism: Penicillium oxalicum
Lineage: Eukaryota; Fungi; Ascomycota; Eurotiomycetes; Eurotiales; Aspergillaceae
Product: COG2 family protein
Exons: 2
Coding region: 1-891 (296 amino acids)
Biological process (GO): intra-Golgi vesicle-mediated transport; protein transport; Golgi organization
Cellular component (GO): COG complex; membrane
Source: RefSeq, a predicted model, not a curated record